This is a messenger RNA of Rubroshorea leprosula, 444 nucleotides long. The record is from the annotation of a GenBank genome assembly. Lineage: Eukaryota; Viridiplantae; Streptophyta; Magnoliopsida; Malvales; Dipterocarpaceae.
GCAUCGAAUAGUCUCAAUAAAAGCGACACGCAAGGUCGAGAAAAAUGGGAGAAUCAAGGGGCAUGAAGCAAGCGGCGGUGGUUUUUGGGGCGCUCGCACUCGGUUGGAUGGCCAUAGAGCUGGCCUUCAAGCCCUUCCUCGACAAGGCUCGAGCCGCCAUGAACAAGUCUGACCCCAGCCGCGAUCCUGACGAUGUGGAUGUGGUUGAAGCACCCAAAGACGUUGCCGCCGACAAGGAAUCUUCCUCUUUUGAUUCUGACGCAGAUGCCCCUGCCACAUGAAACCAUCAAUUCUGUGAGGAGUUGAAUCUGAGGAACAAUCUAUAUAUUUUCUAUGUCCUAUUAUUUAAACCACUAUGGUUCUUAGUAUCAAAUUACUGCUGAACAUCACAGGAUCUUGUACAAUAUUACUAUUAGUAUUAGAGAAUAGACAUGAAAUAUUAAC